Betta splendens (Siamese fighting fish) is the source of this 585-nucleotide messenger RNA. RefSeq names its product LIM zinc-binding domain-containing Nebulette-like. The coding region runs from base 158 to 577 and encodes 139 amino acids. The transcript has 4 exons. NCBI's taxonomy places the organism in Eukaryota, Metazoa, Chordata, Actinopteri, Anabantiformes, Osphronemidae. The record is from RefSeq and is a predicted model, not a curated record. Gene Ontology annotation, molecular function: actin filament binding. Gene Ontology annotation, cellular component: focal adhesion.
AGUGCUCGGAGCGGACGGAGCUCAGCCGAAGCAGCGGCUCUCUAACGGCUUCCCAGCGCCUCAGCUCGGAGGGAGACUCACCGGUGCCGCCUCGGUGUUUGGUUAAUAUCUGGUUGACGUCACAACUGUUCAUAACUAUCGAAGUAACAUCUGGAGGAUGAACCCUCAGUGCGCCCGCUGCGGGAAGAUCGUCUAUCCGACGGAGAAAGUUAGCUGCCUGGACAAGAACUGGCACAAAGGAUGCUUCCACUGCGAGGUCUGCAAGAUGACGCUGAACAUGAAGAACUACAAAGGCUACGACAAGAAGCCCUACUGCAACGCACAUUACCCCAAGACGUCGUUCACCAUCGUGGCCGACACACCAGAGAACCUGAGACUGAAACAGCAGAGUGAGCUGCAGAGCCAGGUGAAGUACAAAAAGGACUUUGAGGAGAGUAAAGGUCGAGGGUUCAGCAUCGUGUCCGACACCCCAGAAAUGCAGAGACUCAGACGGACUCAGGAGCAGAUCAGUAACGUAUGUCUUCCUCUAUAUGUCGUUUAUGUGGAUGUGAAUGUGAUGGUUCUGUUGGGUCAGUGAGCACACAC